AGGAGUCAGGAGCCCCGAGUCGUGUUCCCAAGUCAGAACAGCGCCUUGCGAUCCAAGGCUUAGGUUGCUGUGGGAGAGUCUGCGAAUAAGCGAUGCUGCCACCGCCGCUUCCUGAUUGGCUGCGGUUGGCUCUCUCUUCGUUCUGAUUGGCAGCUGGCAAGCCGGAUGAUGCUGAGCAAAGGCCUGAAGCGCAAGCGGGAGGAGGAGCAGCAGGAGGAGACGCAAGGCCUGGAAGUCAACACUUGGUGGGCAGAUCCGGGCCACCCCUCUUCAGUCGCUGAGGCCCCACCUGUCGUGGCUUCCAGUUCCCUGUUUGACCUCUCGGUACUCAAGCUCCACCACAGCUUGCGGCAGAGUGAGCCAGACCUUCGGCACCUGGUGCUGGUGGUGAACACGCUUCGGCGCAUCCAGGCUUCCAUGGCGCCUGCCCCAGCCCUGCCCUCCAUGCCCAGCCCACCCGCAGUCCCGGAUGUGGCUGACAGCCCUCUAGUCAGCUCAGACACCGGCCUUUCAGACUCCAUCGCUAGCCUCCUAGAGGACCUCAGUCACAUUGAGGGCCUGAGCCAGGCCCCCCAGCCCCUGGCAGAUGAGGGGCCACUUGGACGUCCUGUGGGGGCAGCCUCCUCUGGCAUGGGAGCCUUGGACCUGCUAAGCCCCGCUGCUGGCUGCCUGCUGGACGAUGGGCUGGAGGGCCUGUUUGAGGACAUUGACACCUCCAUGUAUGACAGUGAACUUUGGGCCCCAGCCUCGGAGAGCCUCAAACCAAGCCCUGAAGCUGAGCCCAGCAAGGAGGAAGCUCCAGAGCUGGACGAGGCUGAGCUAGACUACCUCAUGGACGUGCUGGUGGGCACACAGGCACUGGAACGGCCCCCUGGGCCGGGACGCUGACCCCUCAGUGCUGGGGGGGUUGUCUGGCACUCAAACUGAGCCUGGUGGCUGGCCAGCUCUUCCCCCGAAAGGACCCAGCUCACUGUCUUGUAGAUAGGGGCUUUGGAGAGAGAGAAUCUGGCCCUGGCCAACUUUACCUCCCUCCUAGGGGGCUGAAGGAGUGGGAGGGGCAUCUGGGAUCUGCCCUCAUGAUAGAAUGGCAGGGCCUGGUGGUUGGAAUGAGAUUGGACCAGACCCUGAGGUCAGCAUCUGGGAUAUAUCCCUUCCCUGAUGUGGGAAGAGACCCCACUACCACCACCACCGAUACUACCACCAACCAGGUUUUUGAAAUUAAAGCUCAUUCUGGGAA
Molecule: messenger RNA, 1237 nt
Organism: Erinaceus europaeus (western European hedgehog)
Lineage: Eukaryota; Metazoa; Chordata; Mammalia; Eulipotyphla; Erinaceidae
Gene: SERTAD1
Product: SERTA domain containing 1
Exons: 2
Coding region: 166-888 (240 amino acids)
Cellular component (GO): nucleus
Molecular function (GO): transcription regulator activity
Source: RefSeq, a predicted model, not a curated record